Molecule: messenger RNA, 1937 nt
Organism: Danio rerio (zebrafish)
Lineage: Eukaryota; Metazoa; Chordata; Actinopteri; Cypriniformes; Danionidae
Gene: chrna6
Product: cholinergic receptor, nicotinic, alpha 6
Biological process (GO): chemical synaptic transmission, postsynaptic; monoatomic ion transmembrane transport; monoatomic ion transport
Cellular component (GO): presynapse; postsynaptic membrane; synaptic membrane
Molecular function (GO): acetylcholine-gated monoatomic cation-selective channel activity; monoatomic ion channel activity; extracellular ligand-gated monoatomic ion channel activity
Source: RefSeq, marked validated
AAAUCCGCCUCACGCGCUUUCUGCUCGCGCAGAGCUCAACUCAGGCGCACCAACGGGACCCAAAAACAUAUUUUCUACAGUUUGUUCCUUCUUGAUUCGUACACGAAUUUGCUACUUUGUUUUGGAAAGGGAGACGGUCUCCCUACCUGCGACGUCCGAUGAAUUCUGCGGGGAGAGUCACUUUGUUUUUUCUUUUAAUUGCCCUGAUAACGCAAGAUUGUUUCUCGUCUAAAGGAGAAGACAGGCUCUUUCGUCGUUUAUUCAGGAGGUAUAAUCAGUUCAUUCGGCCAGUGGAAAAUGUGUCUGACCCUGUUACUGUGGAGUUUGAGGUCUCCAUCUCACAGCUUGUUAAAGUGGAUGAAGUCAAUCAGAUCAUGGAAACAAACCUUUGGCUGAGACAUAUAUGGAAUGACUACAAGCUGAAGUGGUCACCAGCAGAGUUUGAUGGAAUUGAGUUCAUCAGAGUCCCAUCCAAUAAAAUCUGGAGGCCUGACAUUGUACUUUACAACAAUGCUGUUGGGGACUUCCUGGUGGAGGACAAAACCAAAGCCCUUUUGAAAUUUGAUGGAACCAUCACUUGGGUCCCACCUGCAAUUUUCAAAUCUUCCUGCCCUAUGGACAUCACUUACUUUCCUUUUGACUAUCAGAACUGCUCUAUGAAGUUUGGUUCCUGGACGUAUGAUAAGGCCAAAAUUGACCUGGUUCUUAUCGGCUCUAAGGUCAACCUUAAAGACUUCUGGGAAAGUGGAGAGUGGGAGAUCAUUGAUGCACCGGGUUAUAAGCAUGACAUCAAGUACAACUGCUGUGAAGAGAUCUACCCAGAUAUAACCUACAGUUUUUAUAUACGCCGACUACCCCUCUUCUACACUAUCAACCUUAUAAUCCCCUGCCUCCUCAUCUCUUUUCUGACAGUACUGGUUUUCUACCUUCCGUCAGACUGUGGCGAGAAGGUGACCUUGUGCAUCUCUGUACUUCUAUCUCUCACUGUGUUCCUUCUUGUCAUUACGGAAACCAUCCCAUCUACUUCACUUGUGAUCCCUCUGAUUGGCGAGUACCUUCUCUUCACCAUGAUCUUCGUAACCCUCUCUAUUGUUAUCACUGUCUUUGUACUGAAUGUGCACUAUCGCACCCCUAUGACCCACACUAUGCCCAGCUGGGUCCGCACUGUCUUUCUUCGAGCUUUACCCCGCAUCAUGCUCAUGCGCAGGCCUCUUGAUCUAUCAGAGUCCUCUGGAAAAGGAGGACUAGAAACUGGGGGCUCGUCCGGGACAGGAGCAGGGCGCGGAGGAGAGGGGAAGAAGAGAAAGAAUAGUGGAUCCCAACAGGGUGCAAUGAACUCUCUGGAAUUUGGAGAGGGGAAAGCAGCAUUGGAAGGAAAGAAAGGAGGAUGCCCAUGUCAUCCACUGAAAGAAGCAACUGAGGGAGAUUGUGGGAAAGUCAGCCGUCAAUUAAGUCCACAGGCUAUUAAUACAGUUGUGGCUUUCUCUGUCGUGUCACCGGAGAUCAAACAGGCUAUUGAAAGUGUGAAGUACAUUGCUGAGAACAUGAGGAGCCGCAACAAAGCUAAAGAGGUGGAGGAUGAUUGGAAGUAUGUUGCCAUGGUGAUUGACCGCAUCUUCCUCUGGGUCUUUGUGCUGGUGUGUGUGUUAGGAACUUUGGGCCUCUUCCUGCAACCUUUGAUUGGCUUCCUCUCGUAAUUAACUAUGAAACACUAACCAACAAUUUUCUGAGUCACUGACAUGCUCCGUAUUUAUUAAUGUCACAUGUUCCGUCACUACAUCAAGACUCUGAUAAUAUAAACUAUACACAGGUGCCCUUGUACAGCAAAUAUCCAAUCAGUUUUCCUCUGCCACUAAUCACUUGGAUGGUUAAAGGCUGAUUUUGGCCUUUUAACAAUCAUUGACUUUGAAACUUGACUAUAAGUGAACCUUCCAAUC